Leptosia nina is the source of this 333-nucleotide messenger RNA. The record is from the annotation of a GenBank genome assembly. NCBI's taxonomy places the organism in Eukaryota, Metazoa, Arthropoda, Insecta, Lepidoptera, Pieridae.
AUGCGAACCGCGUCGAUUUUGAUUGCUGUUCUUUCGCUGUGUGUUUGCGCAAGUUAUUGCAAGGAUCUCAUAAUAGGAACCAGCUAUAAUGCUAGACUGCUCUGGCAAGAAAAGGCGGAAUACAGCGCGAUUCCGUUCAAGAAGAGGGUCAAGGAGGUAUUCUUCUCAGACCCGGGACAACAGAUAAUAAAGGGUAUUAUAGCGCGAGAUCUGGAUCACACGAACGCAGAAGCGUCAAUCACCGCCGGAGGCCUAGGGCAGCCCUAUGCCAAUUUUAAAUUAAAGAGUGAACGCGGUUCUGGGCUCAACUACCAGCUAGAAAUAUACGUUUAG